Lycium barbarum (goji berry) is the source of this 300-nucleotide messenger RNA. Its product is annotated as auxin-induced protein 15A-like. The transcript has a single exon. Bases 1 to 300 code for a protein of 99 amino acids. Gene Ontology annotation, biological process: response to auxin. NCBI's taxonomy places the organism in Eukaryota, Viridiplantae, Streptophyta, Magnoliopsida, Solanales, Solanaceae. The record is from RefSeq and is a predicted model, not a curated record.
AUGGGGAAAGGUAUAAGGGCAAUGAUUCGACAAGCAAAGAGCAAUGUUUUUGUACGACCAAAAAAGGAGAUACCAAAAGGACACAUAGCAGUGUACGUGGGAGAGAGGCAUUACAAGAAGCAUAGAAAGUUUGUGGUUCCAAUUUCAUAUUUGGAACAUCCUUUAUUUCAAGAAUUAUUGAGGAAAGCAGAGGAUGAAUAUGGAUUUGAUCACCCAAUGGGUGGUCUUACUAUCCCAUGCAGUGAAACUACAUUCCUCACUAUCACUUCUCAUUUGAAUCUCAUUAGUAGAUGUCAAUAA